AAUAACUGUCGCACAUGUGCGAACAUAUACGCACAACAAGGAAGAAUUUUACUAGCGCGAAGACUUUCGCAUAAUUUUUUGUAACCUGAAAAUUAUGUUAUUGCAUUUAAUAUCACCUAUAUCUAUUGUAUAAGUGUAUCUCUACUAAAAACUAUGAAUUCACUUCGUACAAGUUCCCUGGUUGUUGUACGGAAGGACUCAAAAGGAGGUAGAAUAUGAAAAAUGGUCUAUUUGAAGAUCAAUUUUCUCGUCCGAUACCUCUGCAAAUUUUGGCGCUCAUAUGCCAAUUAGCAGUAUUCAUGUCAGGCUGUCAAACUAUCCUUUCGAAUUUACGGCAUAUUCAGCUUCAGUUUUGCUGGUUCAUCACAACAAAUUUUGCUAAGAACCGCUUUUCUAAGUUCUUGUGAUAUUUUUUAAGUUAAGAUCUGGGGUACAAGAAGUUUAACUAAGAUAGGACAACAAACUCAGAAACUAGGAAAGUUUUCUCUCAAAUAAUUUCUUUCUGUUGUCGACUGAGCUCGUCUUGACUUAGGAUAAACUGUACGCUUAAAGAGGGGGAUCCCUAGCCUAUACUACUCUCAAACUUUACCCUCCUAGAAAGGAUAUUUCAAUGUAUAUAUCCUAAAAUUGUUUUCAGGACUGCAGUCCUGAAAAUAAUUUCAAAACACGGUACCUCGAUUGAAUUAGGAUUUCACCUUUGUCUAUGAUACAUCAAGGUCCUCUGCCAUCGGUCUUAGCAAAAUGAUUAUAACUUCUGAAUGAAACGAUAUGAACGCAUAAAUUUUUAUAGAGCAUUAGUGCUGUAAAUUGACGUUAAAAAGCGUCGAUUACCUCACGUCGAUCAAGAGUUAAUAGUAUUUUGAUGAAAAGAAACUAUAUUUGAGAUAUUACUACAGCCAUAGAAAGUAGAAUAUCUUGUGUGGAAUCCAGUAUAAAGCAAAAAUCGAAGUCGAUUGUUUUGUAGAAAACAAACUAGAAAAUUAUCUAUCUACUGAAUGAAUUUUUUGCAAAUGUUUAAAUGAUCGUUAGCUGAACCAGACAAAUGCGUUAUAGAAGUAUUUAGUUUCUUCUGCGGCAAGCACCUGUUAUAUCUCAUGUCGGAGAAAAUUUCUCCCUCUAAUGACUCACUGAUAGAAGAAAAUUUGAAGUACAUUGAGCACGACGGAAAUUUAGAAAACAUGUCGUCAUGUUCUCUAAAUGGUUAGUUUUCGAUUGACGCUUGCUUAAAUGUGGCAAAAUCCUGUCUGAGGUAUUUUUGUGAUUUGGAUUGACAGUGCAUGAGUUGAUUACUAAUUUCUCUGUUUCCACUAAAACGUGGUGUGUUGUGUAUUUAGGAGAACAAUGGCCUGAUUGUCCGACAAUCAAAGAAAUUCGAGAUCAAGGCAGUUGUGGCAGUUGCUGGGCAUUUGGAGCUGUUGCGUCGAAAGGUGCAACAAACGCUCAUAUAUCAGCCGAAGAUUUAGUUGAUUGUUGUCGAUUAUGUGGUUUUGGAUGUAAUGGAGGAUUCCCACAUCAGGCAUGUGUUAACAAGACUCUUCCACCUUGUCAAGGUGAACAGGGAACACCGAAAUGUGCUAAAAAAUGUAUCGAUACAUAUUCAAUUCCAUAUAAAGACGAUAAACAUUUUGGCAAAACGGUUUAUACAAUUAAAUCAGAUGUUAAACAAAUACAAACAGAAAUAAUGACCAAUGGUCCCGUCGAAACAGCAUUUACAGUCUAUUCAGGCGUUUAUAAACAUACAAGUGGACAACAAUUGGGCGGACAUGCUGUUAAAAUGCUUGGCUGGGGUGUUGAAAACAAUCAAUCGUAUUGGUUAGUCGCCAAUUCAUGGAACAACGAUUGGGGUGAUAAUGGUUUUUUCAAAAUAUUACGAGGAAAAGAUGAAUGCGGUAUUGAAUCUGGAAUUGUUGCUGGUGAACCUCAACUCAACUGA
This is a messenger RNA of Didymodactylos carnosus, 1933 nucleotides long. The record is from the annotation of a GenBank genome assembly. Lineage: Eukaryota; Metazoa; Rotifera; Eurotatoria; Philodinida; Philodinidae.